UUGGUUAGCGACGAUCCGAGUUUGGGAAAUGCUGUGAGACAGCCCCACAUUCACCGUGACAUAAAGCCCUCCAGACAGACAUGCCCCUGCAACACAGCCCAGUGUUGAAGAACCAGAAGCUCUGAUGGAGGAGCUCAACCAGGGCGUGCGACCACUGAUGGAGGAGCUCAACCAGGGCGUGCGACCACUGAUGGAGGAGCUCAACCAGGGCGUGCGACCACUGAUGGAGGAGCUCAACCAGGGCGUGCGACCACUGAUGGAGGAGCUCAACCAGGGCGUGCGACCACUGAUGGAGGAGCUCAACCAGGGCGUGCGACCACUGAUGGAGGAGCUCAACCAGGGCGUGCGACCACUGAUGGAGGAGCUCAACCAGGGCGUGCGACCACUGAUGCAAAAUGCAGAGAAGAAGUUCUGCAGCCGCUCGCUGCUGCGUGUCAACAACAACAACAACAUCAUCACAGACUUUAAUAAUACGUCUCACCUGGGUUCUACCUGUCCUUCAACGACAUCAUCACAGACUUUAAUAAUACGUCUCACCUGGGUUCUACCUGUCCUUCAACGACAUCAUCACAGACUUUAA
This is a messenger RNA of Oncorhynchus nerka (sockeye salmon), 580 nucleotides long. RefSeq names its product apolipoprotein A-I-like. The coding region runs from base 125 to 580 and encodes 151 amino acids. The transcript is spliced from 2 exons. NCBI's taxonomy places the organism in Eukaryota, Metazoa, Chordata, Actinopteri, Salmoniformes, Salmonidae. The record is from RefSeq and is a predicted model, not a curated record.